ACCAUUUUUCCUCCGUCUCUUUCUCGCACUCGCACUGUUGGUCUUUGUUUCAUUCUCUGGGAUUACACAUGCCAUGAUGAUGUAGCUUCGACCCAAAACUCUCUCUCUCUCUCUCUCUUGAGGUUUGUCGUCUCGCUCGGGCGAGCACCAAUGGCGAGGCUGCUGCUGCUGCACCUUCCCCUCCUCCUCCUCCUCCUCUUCCUCCUUCGCACGACGCAGCGUUGUCGCUUUCUCCUUCCUCUGCAAAUGUAGCUGUCUCAGAUUCCCUCUCUCUCUCUCUAACGCCGUUCGAGCUGCUGCCUACCGCUCCCUCCGAUCCGUCCGGGCUUCGCGCGGGCAAUGUGCCUUUCCCGGCUCCUUCUCCUCGCUUCUUCUGUUUGGUGCUGAAUCUGCGGACCUGGUUCUUUCGCCAUUUUGGGUUCGGGACGGAUUUUGAAUCUGGAGAGUUCCUUUUGGGGGGGCUUGCGUUGAUUGGGUUCUCGGAGCUGCAUUUCGCGGCUGCGUGCUCAAGCUUGGCUCCGCCGCUCGUGUCCUGAGAUUUUCUUGGAUUUCGCUCUCUUGGGUUUGCGCUUAUUGGGUCUCGGUGUUCAGACAGCUAGUCAAAAGGCAUUGGCUCUAUUCUCUUUGAAUCUACCUCCUUUUUUCAUCUUCGGAAUAUUUUACUUGAUUGCGGUAGCUUGUUGAUUUUGGAGCUUUGUGUCGGUAGCGAAAGGGAAAGACACUGCCUUUUAUCGACAUUCUCAGGAUACCAUGAAAGCUUCUUCCAACUGAGUCGGACAAGACCAUUUGCAUUAGCGAAUGUAAGUGUUCAGGUUUUAUAGGUAUAAUCAACAUGGAGCAAUAUGAAAUACUAGAGCAAAUCGGCAAAGGAGCUUUUGGUUCUGCUCUUCUCGUGAGGCAUAAACAUGAAAAAAAGAAGUAUGUCUUGAAAAAGAUUCGUCUUGCUCGGCAAACUGAUAGGACCCGUAGAUCCGCACAUCAGGAGAUGGAGCUUAUUUCUAGAAUGCGGAAUCCAUUUAUUGUUGAGUAUAAAGAUUCAUGGGUGGAGAAGGGUUGCUACGUCUGCAUAAUAAUAGGUUACUGCGAAGGAGGAGAUAUGGCUGAAGCUAUCAAAAAGGCUAAUGGUGUUCUUUUCUCUGAAGAGAAACUAUGUAAGUGGCUUGUGCAACUCCUCAUGGCGCUCGACUACUUACACAUGAAUCACAUCCUCCAUAGAGAUGUCAAGUGCUCCAAUAUAUUCUUGACAAAAGACCAGGAUAUACGCCUAGGUGAUUUUGGACUUGCCAAAAUGCUCACUUCUGAUGAUCUUGCUUCCUCAGUCGUGGGAACUCCCAGCUACAUGUGUCCAGAGCUUCUUGCUGAUAUUCCUUAUGGUUCUAAAUCCGAUAUUUGGUCUCUGGGAUGCUGCUUGUAUGAAAUGGCUGCACAUAAGCCUGCAUUUAAAGCAUUCGAUAUGCAAGCACUGAUAAACAAAAUCAACAAGUCCAUAGUGUCUCCACUUCCUACAAAAUAUUCUGGGGCAUUCCGGAGUCUUAUCAAAAGCAUGCUGCGGAAAAAUCCAGAACUCAGGCCAAGUGCUGCCGAACUGCUUGGUAACCGACUUCUUCAGCCUUAUGUUCUCAAAGUACAAAUGAAAAUCAAUAACCCCAGACGCAAUACAUUGCCUGCCCAGUGGCCAGAAGAUGCUUGGGCUUACAGGAAAUACCGGUACUCGUCGAGCAAUAAUAGGGCCUUGAACCCAAGUAUAUCUGGUGCUGAGCAUGAUUCUGUUUGUUCCACUGAAGGAAGAUAUGUUCCUAGUUAUUUAAAUGAGAGAUUUGAAGAACUGUCAGUUGGAAGCACACAAGGCACAGUGAUUUGCAAGCCAGUUUAUUCAAAAGCAUCCAGUGUUGUCAAAAACCCAAAAAUAAGUCCUGCAAAGGCUUCUCCCACUCCAAAAAGACGAACCGAACCACUGAAGAAGCGUGAAUCGCUUCCUGUUUCGCAUGCUCCGAAGAACCUUGUACCUGCAGCUCGCAGAGCAUCUUUCCCGCUGCCCAAUGAUAAUGUUCUCCACCAUCUGAAGUCUCCUGAUGUAUCUGUGAACUCACCUCGAAUAGACAAGAUAGCUGAAUUUCCACUAUCUUCAUGUGAAGAGCCCUUCUUAUCUAUUUGGAGAACUUCUUCAACUUCUGCCCAGGGUUUCUCUGGCUCCCCGCGUUAUGGGGACAAAUCAAUAACCAAGGACAAAUGCAUGGUUCAGAUUUGCAACAAAUCUUCUAGAAAGCCUGCUUACUCUGAUCUCUGGCAGGGGAUUCAGAGAAGCAUGUUUCAGGUUGAGAGGGAGGAUGGAAGCGACUCUUCUAACCAAAAUGCAACUGCAGGAGCAUCAAGCCGCACUUCGUGCGACUCGCGGCGGCGCCGGUUUGACACGUCAUCAUACCAACAAAGGGCCGAGGCUUUGGAAGGCCUGCUUGAGUUUAGUGCGAGGCUGUUGAAGCAGGACAGGUACGAUGAGCUUAAUGUGCUCCUCAAGCCAUUCGGGCCUGGAAAAGUUUCCCCCAGGGAAACUGCCAUUUGGAUAACCAAGAGCUUCAAGGAGAAUACUUUGAAGCCAGAACAUUAGCUCAAAAGAACCGAUGCCACUUGUAACAUAAUUGUUAGUCGUAGUUUAUCAGAGUGGGAUUAUAGAAGCUUGUCGACAGGGAAGGAUACGGGAGGCACUAGGCACUUAGGCAGGCUAAUGAGUAUUUAGGUUAGAAUUCCAGGCACUUACAGUUUUGCCACUCCAUUUUAUGACCUUCCACUUGGUAUCGCCUGCACCAAUUGUUCAAAUCUAAGCUGACAGUGACAUUAGUUCCA
Rhodamnia argentea is the source of this 2841-nucleotide messenger RNA. Its product is annotated as serine/threonine-protein kinase Nek3-like. The record is from RefSeq and is a predicted model, not a curated record. The transcript has 16 exons. Gene Ontology annotation, molecular function: protein kinase activity; ATP binding. NCBI's taxonomy places the organism in Eukaryota, Viridiplantae, Streptophyta, Magnoliopsida, Myrtales, Myrtaceae. The coding region runs from base 833 to 2605 and encodes 590 amino acids. Gene Ontology annotation, biological process: protein phosphorylation.